Molecule: messenger RNA, 1716 nt
Organism: Hyphopichia burtonii NRRL Y-1933
Lineage: Eukaryota; Fungi; Ascomycota; Pichiomycetes; Serinales; Debaryomycetaceae
Exons: 1
Coding region: 1-1716 (571 amino acids)
Biological process (GO): transmembrane transport
Cellular component (GO): membrane
Molecular function (GO): transmembrane transporter activity
Source: RefSeq, a predicted model, not a curated record
AUGUCACAUAGUUCUCUCGAAAAAGAGCAUAUUGAGCCGGUUCAAAGCUAUGGAGUUGGUGAAAUUCACCAGUAUAUAUCUAAUGCUACCCAAAGAGAUCCACAUCUUGGUAUAGAUGAUGCCAUUGGUGAUGAAGCAAAGGCUAAAAAAUUGUUGGCAGAAGCUCAAGCUAACUUAGAGUUGGCAGCAGUAACUGGUUAUACACCUGAACUUCGUAGAAGCUUUAGUAUUAUUUCACUUUUAGGAGUGGGGUUUGGAUUAACUAAUUCUUGGUUCGGUAUCCUGGCCUCUUUAGUUACUGGGUUAUCGAGUGGUGGUCCUCUUCUUAUCAUAUAUGGUAUUCUUAUUGUUGCUUUCAUAUCGAUGGCUAUUGCAAUUAGUCUUUCCGAAUUAGUUUCAGCAAUACCAAAUGCCGGUGGUCAAUAUUAUUGGACUUCAAAAUUGGCUCCUCCUAAAUAUUCAGCUUUUGCUUCCUAUAUGUGUGGUGCAUUUGCCUGGGCUGGUGCCGUGUUCACAAGUGCUUCAGUUACAGUAUCUAUUGCAACCGCACUUGUUGGAAUGUAUGUGUUGGGAUCAGGGGAUGCAAAUACAACAGUUGAAACUUGGCAAGUGUUCAUUACUUAUGAAAUAGUUAACGUAUUGCUUGUUCUAUUCAACAUUUGGGAAAAGCCAUUGGCAAGAAUCUCUCAAGGUGCAUUAUAUAUCUCGAUAUUUUCCUUCAUUGUGAUCACCAUAACGGUUUUGGCUAAAUCCAGUGGCCAUUACCAAUCAGCUAGAUUUGUUUUUGUUGAAUUCAGUAACGGGACCGGAUGGUCGUCUUCAGCUAUUGCUUUCAUUGUUGGGUUGAUCAACCCAAAUUGGUCUUUUAGCUGUUUAGAUGCUGCAACCCAUCUUGCUGAAGAAACACUUACUCCUCAAACUGAUAUUCCAAAAGCAAUCAUUGGUACAGUUAUUAUUGGAUUUUUAACUAGUUUCAGUUAUGCUAUAUCAAUGUUCUUCUCAAUGAGAAACCUUGACGAAUUAUUAAAUUCCAAUACUGGUGUCCCAAUCAUGGACAUUUUUUAUCAAGCCCUCCAAAGCAAAGCAGGUGCAAUUGUUUUGGAAGUUUUGAUUUUAUUAACUGCUAUUGGUUGUAACAUUGCUUCGCACACCUGGCAAGCUAGAUUAUGCUGGUCUUUCGCCAGAGAUGAAGGUUUACCUGGAUCUCGUUACUGGUCGAAAGUCAACAAGAGAACUGGGGUCCCAGUAGCUGCUCACUUAAUGUCCUGUGCCUGGUGUGCAGUCAUUGGGUGUAUUUACAUGGGUUCUACCACCGCUUACAACGCCCUUGUUACCGGGUGUAUUAUUUUCCUAUUAUUGUCCUAUUCUGUUCCUAUCGUCUUUUUAUUAAUAAAGGGACGCAACAAUAUCAAACAUGGACCCUUUUGGAUGGGCAAAAUUGGUUUGGUUUCUAAUGUCAUUGUUUUAUUAUGGACUGUUUUCACAACUAUUUUCUACAGUUUCCCACCGGUUAUGCCAGUAACUGCGGGUAAUAUGAACUAUGUUUCUGUUGUUAUUGGCGUUUUUGGAAUCUAUUGUGUUAUCUACUGGUUUGCAAGAGGGAAAUAUAGAUUCAAAACAGCUAGUGAUAGAGAAAAAGACAUUGAUGGAUUAACUCAUCAACUUUCUAACCAAGUCAACCAAUUGGAGGCUAUAGUAUCCCAGGGCAAGGAGUAA